This is a messenger RNA of Eublepharis macularius, 8905 nucleotides long. RefSeq names its product unk zinc finger (gene UNK). The transcript is spliced from 17 exons. Gene Ontology annotation, biological process: cell morphogenesis involved in neuron differentiation. Gene Ontology annotation, molecular function: metal ion binding; mRNA CDS binding. NCBI's taxonomy places the organism in Eukaryota, Metazoa, Chordata, Lepidosauria, Squamata, Eublepharidae. The record is from RefSeq and is a predicted model, not a curated record. The coding region runs from base 118 to 2595 and encodes 825 amino acids.
UAAUGGCGGCGGCAGCGCUUGCGCAUUGCGGUCUCCGUGCGGACCGCGCAGAGUGAAUAAUAAAGCUCUCCUCCUCGGUGGUAGCGGGCGGUGGAGGAGGGAGCGGAAGGCAAGAGCAUGUCGAAGGGCCCGGCAGCGACCGGGCCUCCCGUGACCGGGCCGGUGGCGCCCGCCAGCGCGCUCCAGGCGCAGCCCGAGAAGCCGCAGCACUACACGUACCUGAAGGAAUUCCGCACAGAACAGUGCCCCCUGUUUGUGCAACACAAGUGUACUCAGCACAGGCCCUACACAUGCUUCCACUGGCACUUUGUCAACCAACGUCGUCGCCGGUCUAUCCGCCGUCGGGAUGGCACCUUCAACUACAGUCCUGACAUUUACUGCACCAAAUAUGACGAGACCACAGGGAUCUGUCCAGAAGGAGAUGAGUGUCCAUUCCUGCAUAGAACUACUGGUGACACAGAGCGGAGAUAUCACCUGCGCUAUUACAAAACUGGAAUCUGCAUCCAUGAGACCGACUCAAAAGGAAACUGCACCAAGAAUGGCCUCCACUGUGCUUUUGCUCACGGUCCCCAUGACCUUCGCUCUCCAGUUUAUGAUAUUAGGGAGCUUCAGGCCAUGGAAGCUUUGCAAAAUGGUCAAACCACAUCAGAGGGUGGCAUAGAGGGUCAGUCUGCAGUUGCCGCUAGCCACGCUAUGAUAGAGAAAAUCCUCAGUGAAGAGCCACGAUGGCAAGACACGACAUAUGUUUUGGGAAACUACAAAACAGAACAGUGUAAAAAGCCCCCACGUCUUUGUCGUCAAGGUUACGCCUGCCCUUACUACCAUAAUAGCAAAGAUAGAAGAAGGAGCCCUAGGAAACACAAAUACAGGUCCUCUCCCUGCCCUAGUGUGAAACAUGGUGAUGAAUGGGGAGAUCCUAGUAAAUGUGACAAUGGAGAUACGUGCCAAUACUGUCACACUCGCACGGAGCAACAAUUUCAUCCAGAGAUCUACAAAUCAACAAAAUGUAAUGACAUGCAACAGUCUGGCAGCUGUCCCAGAGGUCCCUUCUGUGCCUUUGCACAUGUAGAACAACCACCGCUUAGUGAAGAAUUACAGUCAACCUCAGCUGUUUCCAGCCCAACGCAAACAGGCCCUGUAAUGUACAUGCCCUCAGCAGCAGGAGAUUCUGUUCCAGUCAGCCCUUCCAGCCCCCAAGCCCCAGACCUCAGCAAUGUAUGGAAUAAGCCAGGAACUCUGCCAACUAGUCCCACCUCCACUACAAUUCUCUGUAGAAAUAGCAGUCUUGGAAGCCCAUCUAAUAUAUGUGGGUCCCCUCCUGGUGCCAUUGGAAAACCCCAUAGCUUGGAAAGCAUUGGCUUUCCCACAGAUUCAGUAACUGCAGCCAGCAGCUACAAGAAAGCACCUGGGUUUGAACGGGAAGACCUGAUUGGAGCAGAGUACCUAAAGAGUUUCAAAUGCCAGCAGGCAAAGAUGAAGCCCCAUCCCAUGGAGCACAGAUCCCAAGAGCAGCCUCUAUUACAGCCCAAACAAGACAUAUUGGGAAUUCUUCCUGUUGGCAGCCCAUUGACAUCUAGCAUCUCCUCUAGUAUCACUUCUAGUUUGGCAGCAACACCCCCGAGCCCAGCCGGCACCAGCAGUGUCCCUGGCAUGAAUGCCAAUGCCCUUCCAUUCUACCCAACCAGUGACACGGUGGAGUCUGUGAUAGAGUCUGCCUUGGAUGACCUGGACCUGAACGAAUUCGGAGUGGCUGCCCUGGAGAAGACAUUUGACAGCAGCUCGGUGCCCCACACGAGUGGCAUCAUGAUAGGUGGGAGUUUGCUGCAAAGUUCUGCUCCUGUAAAUAUCCCUGGGUCCCUUGGAAGUUCUGCCUCCUUUCACUCUGCCUCUCCUUCUCCACCGGUCAGCUUAUCAUCGCAUUUCCUCCAUCAGCCCCAGGGACACUUAAGCCAAUCAGAAAACACAUUCCUGGGGACAUCAGCCUCUCAUGGAUCAUUAGGUUUAAAUGGGAUGAACAGCAGUAUAUGGGAGCACUUUGCUUCUGGAAGUUUUUCGCCUAGUACGUCGCCUGCAUUCCUGUCAGGUCCAGGUGCUGCUGAGCUGGCCAGGCUACGUCAGGAAUUAGAUGAAGCUAACAGUACGAUAAAACAGUGGGAAGAAUCUUGGAAACAAGCCAAACAGGCCUGUGAUGCUUGGAAAAAAGAAGCAGAGGAGGCCAGCGAUCGCGCCAACACAGCCACCAUGGAAUGUGAGCUAGCCCGGGAGCAGAGGGAGGCUUUGGAACUGCAAGUGAAAAAGCUCCAGGAGGAGAUGGAGAGAAUCCACACUAGCCCGGACCCCCAAUUCCUGCGUGCUCUUUCUGACUUAGAGACCCUGUCCCUUUCCACACUCUAUACUCUCCAAAAACAGCUGCGUGCCAACUUGGAAAGAGUCGAUAAGGCAGUGUUUCAGAUGCAGUCGGUGAAAUGCCUCAAGUGCCAGGAAGAGAACCGGGUGGUACUGCCGUGCCAACACACUGUGCUGUGUGAAACGUGUGCCGAGGAGGGCGAGUGCCCCAUCUGCCAUCCCAACAGGCCACACGCUUUGCAGUCGUGACCUUCUAGGACACUUGGUUUAGCAUAUCACAUAGAACUUUUUAACUUUAUAUAUAUAUAUAUAUAUAUAUAUAUAAUAUGAAUAUAUAUAUGAACAUAUAUAUAUAUAUACAUAAAAACAAAAAUUAGUUGCAGAGCACUUUUUAAUACUUUGCAUCUCCCAUUUAAAGGUGUGUCCCGUCCCCCCCCCCCUCACUCAACUCCCACUAACUUCUUAGGGACUUUUAGAAUUGUUUUUAAUACCGAUCGAAGGACCAUUUGCAGAGAGUCUGUUUUUCCCCCUUCUCUUUCUAUUUCGGAUAUAACUUUUUUUUUUAGUCUUUUCUGGAUAGAGAUUUAAAGGAGGGGGAAGUGGGGCUUCCAGGUGCUUUCAGAGUGAAGACUGGACUUCUGAGGAGAAGAAGGAUGGAAAUCCAAUUUCUGAUCAGAUUGUCAUCCCCCUCCUCUCAGGUCUUGCUUCAUCACCAUCUAGUAUUUAUAAAACACUUGCUAUACAUGCGCCCCACCUUGUUAGUUGCAGUCCCUGCCUGUCCAGAACUUCACUCAUUUGGAACUCUUGUUGGCUUUCAGGAAGUGCAAGGAACUUUGCUUGUCUGUUUUAAAGAACAAAGUUCACAUUUUAAAAGUCUUUUUUACAUAUUUCGAGGUUUCUACCACAAUAAUGGAAGGGGUUUAGGGAAGGAAGAUGAAACUGAACACAAGUCAACAGGGUCAGCCAAUGGUCAGGAUAUACUUUUUGCAAAAAUAUGAUUCCUUUGCGAAGCUUUAGUUUUUCAGGGACUUCACUAGCAUCACCAGAUGGAACUUUGUAAGCACAUUCAGAUGUGGUAUUCCAACACGCAGUAGAGAUGUGCUUCAGAGUUCAUGCACAUGGAAUCAAUUCUAGGCGGUAGGUAGAAGCAGAGAUGAUGAAGGCCACUUUGGAACGCCCUGUUUCUUGUCACAUUGUUUGGUAAAGGUGAAGGAUUUCAUAGGCUCUACAUAAAUGGUAGCAGGCAGGGCCUACCCAACUGUUUUAGUUUGCUUAAUACAGGCCUGCAUAACAUGACCCACCAAACUGUAUGCAGCCUACCAGGCACAUAUGGUGUUCCACUAGGGACUGAAUAAAUCUCCUGUCUUUCUUGCCUGCAGAAACAGGCUGUUGACCAAACAUCUGACCAGCCACCAUACAUGACAAGUGUUGGUCUCAUAUUAUGCAGGCCAGACCUUAUACUUAGCCCUUGUAUAGGGAAAGAAGCAAAUCUAUAUAUGGAGUACUUCCUGUAUCCUGCUGUUCCCUGCCCAUGAAUGGGUACUCCUGUCAGUGGAGUAGCAAGCAGCAGUAUCUGUUCAAGCCCUAUAGUCCAGGAAACCCUUUUGUUUGGCUGCUAGGAAAAGAUAAUCCAGAUUCUUGCAGUUCAAGUCCGUCUGUCUGCACUGUGCAGCACUUUGUAAUUACUAGUGCAGUACCAACAAGAGUAUUGAGGUUGGGGUGUAGGAUGUAAUAGAAGAGAGGGGGCCCUUCGGCAUGGUAAAUGCCACACAUUUCCAUCUAGCUACCAAAAAUGUUAAUUAGUCUUGGGGCUGUUCCUCUUUCAGUUUCAGCUUCUGUUUGGUUAGACAAUAAUACCAUUUGAUAAUGUUUACAUAGCAUAGCUGUGCAGUUUUGGAGGUUUGUGCGGAUUUGAAACUUGGAUUCCCUGAGCUUGUAAGUUCUGCAUAGAGACUUUAGAAAGAUCCUGCAGAAUAAAUAUAUUUUAAGCUUACAACCACAGGGCAAAGAGGUUUUUGGAGGCAUUUAGGGACUCUUGUAUUUGGGUAUGUCCAGGGGCAAGAGACAGAUUCCCAAAAUGCAAACCUUGGUGCAGGGAAAGAUAGAAGAAGGGGUGGGAAGGCAAAGAGGGAAGUAGGGGUGAUACCUUGCAUAGAAUCCAAGAAUAUCCUCUGCAUAAAGAUUUGUAGCCACAUAGAUUUCAGGAGAGAAUGAUUCUUCUGAAAGGUUUAUCAUGAAUUCCGCAAAGCUAUACUUGAAGCGCUGUAGAUAGGCAAGAAGGUGCUCAGAGUCCGGUGCUUCAUUUCCUUCGAAGCAUUCCUUGUGACCAGGAAGAUCUUUUUGUUUCCUUGAGAUUUCCCUAACCUGCUGCCAUCUUAACUCUUCUCCAGUUUAGCUUUCCACAAAGCCUGGCUGCCUCCUUUGCCACAGCAUCUGAUUGAUUGUGCAGCAAAUAGUCCUGAUCUGGACAUCGCAAUAUUGGGUUGUAUUGCACUGGACAUUCUUUAGGGAUCAGUUGUGUUUGUUUCAUGCACCUGACCUCUGUAGUCCACAUACCUAUGACUAUUGACCGUAUACAUCUGUAUGGGAUACACUGUUGUCUGCCCAGUUGAAGGAGUUUCAGUGCAAGGUUGUCACAUGAUACAUUGGAAAGCACUGCUGGUGGUGUAGCUUUAGCAUUAAAAGCACCAGACGGAAAGUGUUAGAAACUCCCAUGCAGACAUAUCCUUACUGUUGCUCUUCCAUUUCUCAGAAAUUAUCUUCUUGUGCCCUUAAGGUUUGCAUCACAGUUGACUCUCCUGUGACAUGUUAAUAUGGCUGUGAAUUCCUUUGAUCAGCUGGGAGACACCUUUCAUACAGAUGAUGUAUAUCCCAAGAUUAUAUAUGUAGUUUUUUUCUGAGUUCCUUUUAAUAUUGGACAUGCACUUAAUAUUAAAAGGAGUUCUUUUUAAUAUUGGACAUGCACUUCCGCAGAACUGUUUACACUAGACAUAAUUGGAUAAUCAUUUGUCUUGGGUGACAAAUGAUAAAGGCUAUUACUUCUGUUUUCACCUCUUAUUGGGCACAAUGUGGUGCGCACUUCAUAGGUAUGUCUUUUAACUCUAACAGAUUGUCAGUAAUCUGUUUGGGUUUCAAGCAGCAGAUAGUAUAAUUUAUAAUGUUUCUGGGCCUCAUGGGCCAAUGUGAAGUUAGAUUCCCCGACUCUGAGCAAAGCUGACUUCAGAGCUCAGAUUAAGAAAAGAAACGCAGACUGAAAACUUCCCUUGCAAAUCAAUUUGCACUCUUGCCAGAGUACAUUACAGGGAACACGAGUUCACUGAUUUCUGUGUUAAACUUUCAUCAUGUGUUAUGCUUCUAAACAUAGUUAUUAGACCUAAAUCCAAUUUGGCUUUCAACAAAAUUUGUUGUUUGAAUUGCUUUGUUUUAAGCUUGUAUCCAGUAAAUGUGUUGUCCUACAGUCCCUGUGUGGUAGAAUCCCCCAGUGCAAUUUGUUUUGACUUGUUCAAACAUUACAACAGCCUCUAGAAAUAGAUUUUGAAAAGCAACAAUCCAAGUCCAAAUGGACUUUAAUCUGCCAUUUUGCACCAGGUGUUUAAUCAACAUGUAAAAGUGCACGAUUUAGAUAUAUAAAUUUCACUCUCUCGAUCACCAGUCUCUGCUUAGUUAGUGAUAGUUGUCCCACCGUUCCCCAACCUGGAAAAGCACUGGAAACUCUAGCAACUUGUUUUUCAUAAGAGUAAUCCAGCUAUUCACUAUCACGUUUUUCCUCCAAAGUGUUUUCAUAUUUACUGCAAGACAUUGAUAAAUUUGCUUCCACAAUUCCACCCUCCUAUAUGUGGGAGGGGUUAAUAUGCAUUCCCAGAUAAUCUCAAAGUGCAGCUCUGUUUAGUGUUUUUUUAACUUUUAUGUUUGGUAAAACUGCUUUAUUUCAAUGUGUAUAUUGUACUAGUAUCUUGUUUUUUUGUUUUUGGAAAUUCUUUUUUUGUAAAAACACAUAAUUGGCUUUUUUUUCCUUGUACGGAGAGACACUGCUGGCUGACUCUUGUGGUCGUGUUGUUUGGUUGUAGCCUUUGAAUGUCUGUGCCAUGGGGCAGAUCCUGGUCUCCAGGACCAGGAAAUAUGCCCCAGUCUUAAAGAAAGCUCGUUAGUUUAAAAUAUGUGAACUUUUUAAAAACACACACACAUUUAAAUUAUGGGGGAGUAAUACUCUGCUUGAAAUCAAAUGUUGUACUAAACUAUUUUGGUAACUAAUUUAAAGAUCAUAGGAAAUAAACUCUUUAAAUCGGUUCUACAGUGUUCAUAUAGAAUUGCAGGCCAUGUCCAGACUCUUUAGUGGAAACUGGUUUGUAACACUUAAUUUUGUAAACGCUGUGUUUUAUUGCUUCCUCUGCCUUUCUGUGUGAUUGUCCAUUGUGAGACGAUUAUUUUGUGGGAUGAUUUUGUUUUGUCCUGAAUUGCCAGUGUUGUGUAAUUCCAAGAUAAUCCUACUGAGGGCUUAAAAUGCUUCUCCAAGGAUCGCUUAGAAGUAGCUUCUUUGUCUUGUUAAGACCCAGCAACUCUAAUAGAAAUCUUGCUGGCCGUCAGACCUCCCCCCCCCCCCCCCGCAACACACACACACGGCAAAUUGCUUUGUUGGUGGAAUGUGAGAUAUUCUGCCGGAAGCAAAAGCCUGUUUACAUGCGGUGCCACAACCCAACCUGUCUGUUUUAUUGCAAAGGACCAAAGAAUCCAAACUGGGAUCAAUUUCCCCCAAGCCCAUAAAUCUGACCCAUCAAGUAAUGUUUCCCCCCUGCCUUAUCUCAGUCACUAUAAUAUGCAGGCAAAAGGGUGUCACCGCAGGGUGGUUUAUCCAUACCUGGGAAUUGGGCUGUAGCAUCCCACUCCAUCCCACUCAAGUGAUUCAAGAAGCACUUUUUUAAAAAAUUCCUAGAUUUCUAUGAAUUUUAAUAUUGAAAUGAAAUACCUAUUAAUGCUUUGUUAGGUCCCCAAGUCUAAAAGCAAAGCUGAUCUCUCCAUUUGUUUUGUAGGGAAUCACCUUGGGGUCAACCUUCUGUAUAGGAAAUUUUGUUUAGCGGGAUGGGGUGAGGUGAACCAUGAAUGAGAGGAGAUUAUAUAUAUUUUUUUUACAAAAAAGAAUUCUUGACUGUGCUCAGCAGGUGCUGAUUUGUUACAAUACCUGCUCAGUAUUGCUUUUUAGAUCAACAGGAUUCUGUGACUGGCUUUUGCCUGGUGCUAGAGCAAAUCAUCCCCAAAGGACAGCCUAGUGAUUUGUUUUUUGGAUCAUGAAAGGCUGCACAGUAUUGAACAGAACGCCCCUCUUCUCCCAUCACUUCCUUCCAUGCAGAGAGGCCUAAAUGGAUGUUUUCUUUCCAGAAGAUUUUAGGCAUGGGAGAGUCUGUUACUAUGAUAGGGUCCCCCCCCCCUUCGCCCCUGGGCUCCUUACUGUUGUGUUUGCAUAAACUACAGGAUUUUAAAAACUCAGUAAACCUUGAUUUUGAUUACAGGGGUGGGGGGACUACCAGUUACCUGAAGAAUGACUGGGGAAGCCUGCUUUGAUAAUUACCAGUCCAUCCUGCUUCCUCUCAGAAAUGGUUUUGUGGGGCUGAAGGAUUUCCACACAUUUGGGCAGACACAGGUAUGUGUGUGUGGCACUAGAACACGUUCCUCUCCUGCAGUGCUUCAGUCCUGCACAAAGCGCAACAGAAAGAUAGGUGGCACUUAACCCAUUUUUAUUGUGGGGAAUUGCCUGUUUGCAGCACAGGAGUCCCCCCCCCCACCACCACCAGAAUCUCCACAUCUAUUACCUAAUGCAAGAAAUAAUGUUCUUUUUAACUUUCUAUAUGACUCUAAGCUUAAUCUGAGCCACUGCAAGGGCUGGCACAGCUCAGACAAAUGAAGAGAAUUUCCUUUCUUUGUGAGGACUGAAUAAUUGAUACUGUUCACUUAGAAUUUUUCCUACUGUUUCCUGCUCCAAAAAGGAAAGUAUUUAUUGCCAGUGUGGAGGUUUGUUUGUUUUUGUUGGAACUUCCCCUCUGGGAUUUUUAUCAGUCUUUGGAACAAUGAAACCAGAAAAUAGAUGUUGCUGGUGAAAAGUAUUACAAGUUAAGUAUUCCUGCAAACUGGUGACUGUGGAUCAAAGAUCUCUAUGGGGCUUCCCCAUUCUGUAGCUUCCAAUGUUUAAAACAAAAAGUAAAUACAAUAUAAAUUCUUAAAACUACACACUACAGUAUUUAUUAUGGUGGCAAUUCUUGACCAGUCUCUCUCCUUGGGUUUUCUUAGGUGGGGGUGGCUGGGAAAGAGGGCCACUCACAUCUACGUAGAAGUCAGCCAAAAGGUAAAUAGGUGGUGUGUACAAUGUGGUGUUUGAUUCCAUUAUUAUAGACUGUAAUGCGGAACUGUGAUUUCAGCUGUUGUUCUUUCUCGUAUUCUGUAUAUAUGUGUGUUUGGCUGUCCAGAAAUCUGGUUUUAGACACUCUUUCUUGGCAAAGUGGAUUUGCAUGUGGAGCUAAAAAAAAAAUGCAAUCUUGUGUCACAAUUUCCAAGGGCAGGAUGGAUUUUC